AUGUCCGACACCAUCAAGUCCCCCGCUUCUGGCGCUUCCGGAGAAGCUCCCAAAUUCACCGAGCGCGAUCUUCAGCUUCUCAGCUGGGCAAUGCAGUCGCUCAAGUCCGGUCCGCCUGAGAUCGACAACGACAAGCUCGCAGCCUUCGCCGGCAUGUCCAACCCCCGCUCCGCCGGCAACGCCUGGUCGAACCUCAAGAAGAAGCUGAUGACUUCGGGCGACAGCCCACCACCCACCCCCAAGAAAGCCGCUGCUUCACGCAAAAAGGCCGUCAAGGACGACGCCGGUGAAGACGGCGAGGCUACUCCCAAGAAGGCGCUGCGCAAGCGCGCCAACAAGGAGCCGGAGGAUAGCGAUGCUUCGCCCAAGAAGAAGGGUCGCCCUGCUAAGCCCAAGCCCAAGCCCAAGCAGGAGCCUAAGGAGGAGACUUGUAAGCGAGCAUACCGAGAAGUACAAACUGACCAAUACUCACUACUCUGUAGCUGAGGUCAAGGCCGAGACCGACUCUGCGGAGGAGCUCAAGCCGGAGGGCGACGCUGCCCUGGCCGAGGCUGAGGCCGAGCAGGAAGAGGAGGUUUAG
Ascochyta rabiei is the source of this 580-nucleotide messenger RNA. RefSeq lists its product as uncharacterized. NCBI's taxonomy places the organism in Eukaryota, Fungi, Ascomycota, Dothideomycetes, Pleosporales, Didymellaceae. The record is from RefSeq and is a predicted model, not a curated record. Bases 1 to 486 code for a protein of 161 amino acids. The transcript has 2 exons.